AUGAAGUUCACCGCUGCCAUCGCCACGGCGCUCCUCUCUUCCUUCGCCGCAGCUCUGCCCGCAGGGACACUCGAGGCCCGCCAGGUCCUCACCCGCGAGGAGGUUCAGAUGGGCUCGUCCCCCGCUUGCCCCAAGGCCAGCUUCAUCUUCGCCCGCGGCACCACCGAGUCGGGCAACAUGGGCACCCUCGGUCCCCGCGUGGCCUCGGCCCUCGAGUCCCACUACGGCGACCGGCAAGUCUGGAUCCAGGGCGUGGGCGACCCGUACACAGCGACCACCUCGACCAACCUGCUGCCUGACGGCGCCUCGACCGUCGCCAUCAACGAGAUGGUCCGCCUGAUCAACCUCUCCGUGUCCAAGUGCCCGAACACCAAGGUCACCGUGGGCGGCUACUCCCAGGGCGCGGCCCUGACCGCCGCCGCCGUGGCCAAGCUGCCCUCGGCGACCCAGGACAAGAUUGUCGGCGCGGUCCUGUUCGGAUACACCAAGAACCAGCAGAACGGCGGGCGGAUCAAGAACUUCCCGACCGACAAGACGGCCAUCUACUGUGCGGUCGGAGAUCUCGUGUGCACGGGGAGCCUGGUGAUCACGGCUGCGCACUUGUCCUACCAGGACGAGGCUGCUGGUGCGGCGCCGCAGUUCUUGAUCUCCAAGAUUGGUGCCUGA
Molecule: messenger RNA, 666 nt
Organism: Microdochium trichocladiopsis
Lineage: Eukaryota; Fungi; Ascomycota; Sordariomycetes; Xylariales; Microdochiaceae
Product: cutinase
Exons: 2
Coding region: 1-666 (221 amino acids)
Biological process (GO): carbohydrate catabolic process
Cellular component (GO): extracellular region
Molecular function (GO): cutinase activity
Source: RefSeq, a predicted model, not a curated record